AUGGAUGGAAGGGUUGUGGUGACAUGCACUGUUGUGGGACUCUUGGGGCUAUUAUCCGCUGCUGCUGGUUUUGCUGCCGAGGCUACAAGGAUUACGCGUUCUCAGGUUUAUGAUUGUGCAUUAUACCCUGAGAGUCCAGCCGUGGCUCUUGGUUUAAUUGCUGCACUAAGCCUUAUGAUAGCUCAAAUAAUCAUAACCGUCUCAACCGGGUGUAUCUGUUGUUGCCAAAGAAGAUUUCAAUUUCCUUCUGACAAAAAUACGAGGCUAGCACGGGUUUCUUGGUCAUUAUUUGUGAUAGCUUUUGUUUUGUUGGUGGUUGGUGCUGUAUUUAAUGAUCAAAAUACUGAAGAGAACAUGUACUUAAGCAAUGGCAAGUGCUAUGUUGUGAAACCUGGAGUCUUUGCUGGAGGUGCCCUUUUGUCCCUUGUAUGCGUGACUCUUGGUAUUAUCUCCUAUGUCACCCUAACUUCAGCCAAGAACAGUAACAACCCACCGGCCGGCAAUCCUAAUGAAGGAGAGAUAGCUAUUGGACAACCUCAGUUCCCACCACAGAGGACUCAACAACCUGUUUGA
Messenger RNA from Corylus avellana, 573 nucleotides. RefSeq names its product protein VASCULATURE COMPLEXITY AND CONNECTIVITY-like. The record is from RefSeq and is a predicted model, not a curated record. NCBI's taxonomy places the organism in Eukaryota, Viridiplantae, Streptophyta, Magnoliopsida, Fagales, Betulaceae.